Molecule: messenger RNA, 846 nt
Organism: Trichobilharzia regenti
Lineage: Eukaryota; Metazoa; Platyhelminthes; Trematoda; Strigeidida; Schistosomatidae
Source: the annotation of a GenBank genome assembly
CGACUAAUCGCAUUAGUCAAAACUGUUUCCACGGUAAACUUUGUGCAGAUAAUGAAUUUUUAUUUAUCUUAUGUGAGAUAUUUCCAUAUUCAGAUACGCGAAAGAACACAGUUGUAAAAUAUAUUUGAAAAUUAUCAUUCGUCAUUCACUGAUAAAAAUGAACGUCAAGGGAAUUUUUCUGUUGUUCUUAACUUUGCAAUUGGUUGUACUGCUGACAAUCGUUCUCAUUUUCAAUGAUGUUGGAGACAAAACCUGGAUUGAUAAAUAUAAGUGGAUUUUUGUGAGUGCAGGUGCUUUCUCAGCCUGUGUAUAUAUUAUUUGGACUGCCAUUUCAAGCUUUCGAAUUCCCCUAGCAGUUCAUAUCAUAUUUGCAGUUAUUAUGAAUAUUGUGAUGUCGAUAUUUUGUGGCGUGGUAGCAACGUUUUAUAUCACGAAAUGGUGUCUAGCAUCAUAUGCGUUGGCUAUAUUGCUCAUCAUCUUACUAUUUCCUGCAGCUGUACUUUCGAAUAAUUCAGUCUCAUUCGAUGAUAACCACUCAAGUGUUGCUUGGUUGCGUAGUCCCUGGACUGGCGAUAUUCAUCUAUACAAUCGUGAAAGUGGUAUGGGACAAAAAGUCGAAAACAACGGAAGGCGGAAGCAUUUUCUUUUCAAGUUUGGUAUUCAUGAUGACAGCAGCAUCGUUUAUUGCUUUCUUGAUAAUGUUCCCAAAUCGAACAAAAUAAGAAAUGUCUAAAUUAGCUUGAAGCCAAUGGAUGAAUCGCAGAAUUCAAGGUUUUCACUCUUUAACGAAUAUGCCAGUGUAUCAGUGUUACAAGCCAUCAACAAAGUACUGGUCACUGAGUGGAA